CAUUUUGGGGUUUUCCCUGUUGUUCCAAGAAAUAACCAAAUCAUUUUUCCUAAAAAACUCAGUGUUGAAAAAAACUUCACAGUGAGCGAACAUUUCGAUACGUGCGUCCGUGUGUGUGCAACAAAACGUUGUUUUUCUUAUUGGAUAGUGUAAUUAAAAAUAUUUAUCCUUUUAAUUUAGGUUUGUUUUGGAAGAAUUGAAUGCAAGCAAGCAAGUGUAGAGUGAAUGAUUUCAAGCUAAAUUUACCAAAACAAAAGUGCAAAAAGUGCUGGAACUGGAAGUGAAGCAAGAAAAAAGAAAAAUUGCCAAAGCAAAAUAGAAAUUAAUUGGGAAAAAAUUGUUAAAGUGAAAAAAGAUCUAGAAACAAACAACAACAAAAUAGCGUCGUAAAAAUCCAUCAAAAGAUAGUUUAAACAAAACACAAAAAUAUUGAAGUGCCUGUAAAGGCCUUCAAAGAAUUUGAUUCAAAGAAAUUUGAAGAUUCAUCAAAAGUGAAUUCAUGAAUCAAACCAACACCAAAAAAUUUUUGUAAAUAUUUCAAACAACAACUGUCACAACAUUUCCGUCAUCAUUUUGUUGAAAAUCUGCAAAUGCAAAAUACUCAUUCAAAAUAAUCCGCAACCGCAAUUGUUGAAGGAUAACAAAAAAAUAGAAUUACCCCGAUAAAGAAAAAAAUAGAAAAAUUUAAUCUGUGAUUUCUGUGAUUUAUUUAAAACAAAAAUUAUUUCUCCAUAACACAAAAGCAAAAACGAAAAUUUUCCAAUUCAGAUAUUGUUUUAAUGUUUCACUCAACACAACAAAACUUCAACAUCACUGCUCCUCUGUAAAUAUACUCAUUACAACAACAAUAACAACAUCAGCGGGAAGUUUAUAUGUAACAAAACACAACAACUACAACAUCCCAUAAAUAAUCAAAAAUCCAAAAAUAAAAUUGGAGUUGGAAAACAAUCGGAAUCGAGAAAGAAACAAACGAUUCAAUGAAAACGGAAAAACAGAAAGGCUAAAAUAACAAAACAAGAAAAAUCGUGGAAAAUUGUAGUAACUGCAACAACACCAUACAUUUGUUCUACAAAUUAAUUGUCUUGUUUUCAUUUUGCUGACCGCAAAACCGAAAUUCGUAAUAAAACAACAACAACACAAAAAUCAUAUGACGAUCCUGACGCCAGUUUUGGAAUAAAACGCCAAACAACAUUCGAAGCAGUAGUAGCAGCAGCAUUUAACACUUCGUCAACAACACUGGAAAAUUGUCGUCGUAGUCUGUGUACUCUUGUUUCCUGUUAUCCUGCUGGCUAUAACGAGAAUUACUCGCACACAUACACACUCUCACACACCAGUGUUGCGUGUGUUCGCUCUCCCAACAAACAACCGAGGCAAUCUCCAAUACAUACAAGUGUUGCGAUAAUUGUCACCGCCGCCGUGGACGUCGCUCUUUUAAGUCAACCGACCGACCGAACGACCAACGACGUGUAUGCGUAUGUAAAAGCGCGUGGUCGUCAUCAUUGUCGCCUUGUCGUCCUCUUUGCAAGUGUUCUUUAAUUAACACCAAAUAGAGAAAACAACAACAACAAAAAUACCACCAACAACAAAAAAGCCAAGAGAGCAUAAAGAGCAGUAGACGAAACAAAAUAGCCGGAACAACGGAGUAACGAAUAUAUCCGAAAUAAAAAAUAAAAGAAAAACCAAAACACCAAACCUAAAAAGUCCACUGUUCAAAGGAAACUCUCAUUUUCUGUGUCAUCGUCAUCGUCGAUUGCAUGCCAUGUGUAUGACGUGUCAAUCUACACAAAUGUGUGUGGCCGUACAUCUGGUGUAACACAAUUAUGGCCGAGCGGUCGUCCUAUCAAUAUCAGAAAUUGGAUAUACUGACGGUUGGCAGCGGCUCAGGAAGCGGCGCUAGCAGGGCAUCAACAGGGCUCCACAAGCGGGGGGCACUCGGGUCGAAGGGGAGCCCAUCGCUUAGCUGAUAGAAUGGGUGGCCCAAAGAAAGAAGAGACACCACCUGGUGGUGGUCCCACAUCAUUAUUUAUCCUCACCGAGGAUAAUCCAAUUAGAAAAUACACACGUUUCAUAAUAGAAUGGCCGCCCUUCGAGUACACUGUGUUAUUGACAAUCAUUGCCAACUGCGUUGUGUUGGCAUUAGAAGAACAUUUGCCUGAGUGUGAUAAAACAGUAUUGGCCCAAAAGCUGGAAAAAACGGAGACCUAUUUUUUAUGCAUUUUCUGUGUAGAAGCAUCGCUCAAGAUCCUUGCCUUAGGUCUAGUUUUGCAUAAACACUCCUACCUCAGGAAUAUUUGGAACAUCAUGGAUUUCUUUGUAGUAGUGACGGGAUUCAUGACACAAUUCCCACAAUUAGGGCCCGAAGUAGAUCUAAGAACUCUUAGGGCCAUACGUGUGCUAAGGCCCUUAAAAUUAGUCUCUGGAAUUCCUAGUUUACAAGUAGUUUUAAAGUCCAUUAUAAAAGCAAUGGCACCGUUGCUGCAAAUCGGUCUCUUGGUGUUGUUUGCGAUCGUUAUAUUUGCCAUCAUUGGACUCGAGUUCUAUUCGGGUGCUUUACAUAAGACUUGUUAUAGUUUAGAAGAUCCAAAUAAGCCUGUAAAAGAAGGUGAAUCAGAAACACCGUGUAAUACGGAUAACGCCACAGAUAAAUCAGGUGGUUCAUAUGUAUGUAAUUAUACGACGAGUAUGUGUUUGGAAAAAUGGGAUGGACCAAAUUCUGGCAUAACUAGUUUUGACAAUAUCGGUUUUGCCAUGUUGACUGUAUUCCAAUGUAUCACUAUGGAAGGCUGGACAGCAAUACUGUAUUGGACCAACGAUGCUUUAGGUUCACAAUUUAAUUGGAUAUAUUUCGUGCCUCUUAUAGUUAUAGGCUCAUUUUUUAUGCUCAACUUAGUUCUUGGUGUUCUUAGCGGUGAAUUUUCCAAUGAACGUAAUCGCGUCGAACGUCGCAUGGAAUUUCAGAAAUGUCGUUUUAAAACCAUGUUUCAAACGGCCAUGGUCUCAUACCUUGAUUGGAUAACAGAAGCAGAGGAAGUGAUAUUAGCCGAAGAGCGUACAACAGAAGAGGAGAGAAUGCAUAUAAUGGAGGCACGAAGACGAAAUGCUGCCAAAAGAAAAAAACUGAAAAGUCUGGGCAAAUCGAAAUCAACCGAUACCGAGGAAGAGGAGGGUGAAGAAGAUUAUGGCGAUGAUGGCUAUUUGAAAACUCGUUCAAAACCUCAAGGAAGCUGUACGGGUUUUUGGCGUAUUGAGAAAAGUUUUCGUUAUUGGAUACGAAAAACCGUGAAGAAGCAAUGGUUCUAUUGGUUUGUCAUAGUACUGGUGUUCUUGAAUACCGUGUGUGUGGCCGUCGAACACUAUGGUCAACCGCCGUAUCUAUCCGAUUUUUUAUACUAUGCUGAAUUCGUGUUUCUGGGCCUUUUCAUGUCGGAAAUGUUCAUCAAGAUCUAUGCAAUGGGUCCAAGGAUAUAUUUCGAAUCGUCGUUUAAUCGUUUCGAUUGUGUCGUCAUUAGUGGUUCGAUAUUCGAAGUUAUAUGGUCUGAAGUUAAGGGUGGCUCAUUCGGUCUAUCCGUUUUGAGAGCGUUACGUUUGCUGCGUAUAUUUAAGGUGACCAAAUACUGGUCAUCACUGCGAAAUCUUGUGAUUUCGCUAUUGAACUCGAUGAGAUCCAUCAUUUCAUUGUUGUUCCUGCUCUUCUUGUUCAUACUGAUAUUUGCCCUACUUGGCAUGCAAUUGUUUGGCGGGCAAUUUAAUUUUAGUACGGAAACUCCCGAAACAAAUUUCAACACCUUCCCCAUAGCCUUACUGACUGUCUUUCAAAUUCUAACCGGUGAAGAUUGGAAUGAAGUUAUGUAUCAGGGUAUUAUAUCACAAGGUGGCGCUAAAAGAGGAAUGAUUUACUCUGUUUACUUUAUCGUUUUGGUACUCUUCGGUAAUUAUACAUUGCUAAACGUGUUCUUGGCUAUCGCUGUUGAUAAUUUAGCAAACGCCCAAGAAUUAACUGCUGCCGAAGAGGAACAAGUCGAGGAAGAUAAAGAGAAACAAUUACAAGAAUUAGAGAAAGAAAUGGAAGCGCUACAAGGUGAUGGCGUCCAUGUCGAGAAUGGUGGCGAAGGUGCUACGGCGGCCAAAGUGAAGAGCAAAAAGAAGGAGGAGGAAAAGAAGGAAGAGGAAGAAGUUACGGAGGGUCCAAAACCAAUGUUGCCAUAUUCAUCAAUGUUUAUAUUAUCACCGACGAAUCCCAUCAGACGUGGCGCCCAUUGGGUCGUUAAUUUACGUUACUUUGAUUUUUUCAUUAUGGUCGUCAUCUCAUUGUCAUCGAUAGCGUUAGCGGCUGAAGAUCCCGUUCGUGAGAAUUCACCACGAAAUAAAAUUUUGAAUUAUUUCGAUUAUGCAUUUACCGGCGUAUUCACAAUAGAAAUGUUACUGAAAAUUGUAGAUUUAGGUGUUAUAUUACAUCCUGGCAGCUAUUUAAGAGAAUUCUGGAAUAUUAUGGAUGCUGUGGUCGUUAUAUGCGCUGCUGUUAGUUUUGGUUUCGAUAUGAGCGGUAGCAGUGCUGGACAAAAUUUAUCAACAAUCAAAUCGUUGCGUGUCCUCCGUGUCCUGCGACCAUUAAAGACAAUUAAGCGCGUACCCAAAUUGAAAGCCGUCUUCGACUGCGUAGUGAAUUCAUUGAAAAAUGUUGUUAACAUUCUAAUCGUGUACAUAUUAUUUCAAUUUAUAUUUUCUGUCAUUGGUGUACAAUUAUUCAAUGGGAAAUUUUUUUAUUGUACGGACGAAAGUAAACAUACUGCCGAAGAGUGCCAGGGUUCGUAUUUUAAAUUCGAAGAAGGAGAACUACUGCCAAGACAAGAGGCCCGCAUUUGGAAGCCGCAAAGUUUCCACUACGACAACGUUGCCGCGGCAAUGUUAACACUAUUCGCAGUACAAACGGGCGAAGGAUGGCCACAAGUACUGCAACACUCCAUGGCUGCCACUUACGAAGAUAGGGGUCCAAUACAAAAUUUCCGGAUUGAAAUGUCCAUAUUUUAUAUCGUUUAUUUUAUCGUAUUUCCAUUCUUCUUUGUAAACAUAUUCGUGGCCUUGAUUAUCAUUACAUUCCAAGAGCAAGGCGAAGCUGAAUUACAAGAUGGUGAAAUUGAUAAAAAUCAGAAAUCAUGUAUAGACUUUACAAUAGGAGCGCGACCAUUAGAACGUUACAUGCCCAAAAAUCGUAAUACAUUUAAAUAUAAAGUAUGGCGUAUUGUCGUAUCGACACCAUUCGAAUACUUUAUAAUGAUGCUAAUUGUGUUCAAUACUUUAUUGCUGAUGAUGAAGUAUCAUAAUCAAGGUGAGAUGUAUGAAAAAUCGCUGAAAUAUAUCAACAUGGGAUUCACGGGAAUGUUCAGUGUUGAAACUGUACUGAAAAUCAUCGGAUUCGGUGUGAAGAAUUUCUUUAAAGAUCCCUGGAACAUCUUCGAUUUAAUCACAGUCUUGGGCAGUAUUGUGGAUGCAUUAUGGAUGGAAUUUGGGCACGAUUCGAACUCAAUCAACGUUGGCUUCCUGCGUUUAUUUCGUGCGGCGCGUCUUAUCAAACUGCUACGCCAAGGCUACACGAUACGUAUUCUACUCUGGACAUUUGUACAAUCAUUCAAAGCACUUCCAUAUGUCUGUCUGUUGAUAGCCAUGUUAUUUUUUAUCUAUGCCAUUAUUGGUAUGCAGGUAUUCGGAAAUAUCAAACUAGGGACAGUGGAAAAUACGAUAACUAGGCACAACAACUUCCAAUCAUUUGUACAAGGUGUUAUGCUCCUAUUCAGAUGUGCAACGGGCGAGGCGUGGCCGAACAUUAUGCUGGCGUGCCUUAAGGGGAGGCCAUGCGAUGAAGAAGCCGAAAAGGGUGACGAAACCUGUGGUUCCACAUUGGCCUAUGCCUAUUUUGUAUCGUUUAUAUUCUUCUGUUCGUUUCUAAUGUUGAAUUUGUUCGUUGCCGUCAUUAUGGAUAAUUUCGAUUAUCUGACAAGAGAUUCCAGUAUAUUGGGUGCCCAUCAUUUAGAUGAAUUUGUUCGGAUAUGGGCUGAAUAUGAUCCAAAUGCGACUGGUCGCAUACUCUAUACGGAAAUGUAUGACAUGUUGAAAAAUAUGGAUCCUCCAUUGGGGUUCGGUAACAAAUGUCCCAAUCGCCUCGCCUUCAAGAAACUAAUACGUAUGAAUAUGCCCCUGGACGACGAGAUGAGAGUACAGUUUACGACCACGUUAUUUGCAUUGAUACGAGAAAAUCUUAGUAUAAAAAUGAGACCGGCUGAAGAAAUGGAUCAAGCCGAUUCAGAACUUAGGGAAACAAUAGAAAAAAUCUGGCCAUUGCAAGCCAAAAAAAUGCUAGAUCUGCUGGUGCCGCCCAACGAUCAAUUGAACAAGGGCAAAAUGACAGUGGGUAAAAUCUAUACAGGAUUCUUAUUGCUGGACGCAUACAACUCCAGGCGAGAUGGCGGCGGCGGUCAAGGAGGAAUGCCGAAACAAUCAUUUUUCGAUUGUUUACUCGACAUGACUGCCCUUGACAAAGGAGGAUCACGUCAAGGUUCGAUUAGCUAUGAACCGAAUGGCCACGAUGCUGCCAAUUCCCAAACGCAUUUAUUGGCAAAUGUACAUCAUCAGACAAAUGGUGAUACGGAACAAGGUAGCCUGGCAACACUGGCCCGCCGGAGUACAAUGCGUAAACGUUCUGUUAGAAACAAUAAAAAGAUGCUGGAAUUAAGGGAUGCACCCAGGCAUCCAUCUCAGGAAUCAUUAACCGGUGCCGAUGCUGGUCAUUUACAUCCUGGACACGCCUAUCAAAACGGUCAUCGCCGAUCACCUAGUUUAAGAUCACCAAGUCCUCGACGGCGUGGCCAUCCAUACACACAUCAUGAUAUUGGGUUCUCUGAUACUGUAUCUAAUGUGGUGGAGAUGGUCAAGGAAACCCGUCACCCAAGAGGAUAUGGUCAUCAUGCGCGUUAUCCAAGAGGUUCAUGGUCAGCAUCGACAAGUCCGGCCCGUUCGCCUUCACCGUCACGUUAUGGUGGCCACACCAGACGCCCUGAACUGCCUUAUCCCUCAUAUGGGACAACAAGUCUAUGUCAAAGAUCACGAUCACCGAGUCCUGCACGAUUGCAGGAGAUGCGUGAAAGAGAUAGACUUGGCUAUGGGAUUGAUAUGGGUGGACCCCAUGGCCAACACAGUUACCCAAAUUUAAACCAUCGUCGUGGUGGUGGUCGACGUCUGCCACCCACACCCAGUAAACCAUCGACCUUGCAGCUAAAGCCAACAAAUAUUAAUUUUCCAAAAUUAAAUGCAAGUCCAACACAUACACAUCACUCAACACCUCAUAGUGUUCACUCGUUGGUAAACCACCGCGAUCUAAUACCGGACCCUAGAGAGUUGUAUUAUAGCAGUAGAGAACGUGAGCGUGAUCGCGCUCGUUACAGGGACCGCUUGCGUGACUACGAUCCACGAUACGAAUAUCGGGAUCGGGAGCGUGAGCUAUACGAACGAGAACGAGAUCGUGAGUUGGAGUAUGAAAGAGAAAGACUGGAAUACAUACCACCCUUGUCGUUUGAACAAGCGGUUGCUAUGGGCCGAACGGGGAGAGUGUUACCCUCGCCGGUAAUGAAUGGCUAUAAGCCAAAGGGUAGCCAUCAUGCACGCCACUCCGAUUCCGACGAAGAGGACUGGUGCUAG
Molecule: messenger RNA, 7689 nt
Organism: Musca domestica (house fly)
Lineage: Eukaryota; Metazoa; Arthropoda; Insecta; Diptera; Muscidae
Gene: cac
Product: voltage-dependent calcium channel type A subunit alpha-1
Exons: 33
Coding region: 1969-7689 (1906 amino acids)
Biological process (GO): calcium ion import across plasma membrane; chemical synaptic transmission
Cellular component (GO): voltage-gated calcium channel complex; membrane
Molecular function (GO): calcium ion binding; high voltage-gated calcium channel activity
Source: RefSeq, a predicted model, not a curated record